Macrosiphum euphorbiae (potato aphid) is the source of this 4011-nucleotide messenger RNA. NCBI's taxonomy places the organism in Eukaryota, Metazoa, Arthropoda, Insecta, Hemiptera, Aphididae. The record is from the annotation of a GenBank genome assembly.
AUGAGAUUGUUUAUUAAAAUGAAACUGUUUUUGGUGGCCGCGAUGUGCGCCGCGGCGGUCGCCAAACUCGAUGGCGGUGUCGCGGCCGAACCGUGUACCUGGUCGUCGUACAACAACGACACGGCCAAGACGUCCGUACAGUGCCGGGUCCGGGCGUUGGCCAUGGACAGCCCGAACUUCUCGUCCGUGCAGCCCGAGGGCACUGUCCGCCUGACGGUCGACUGCACCGACAAGCUGUUCUUGCAGAGCACGCUGGCGCCCCGCAUGUUCCGGCCGCUGCACCAGCUCGAGGAGCUGGUGUUGGUCCGGUGCAAGCUGUUGGACAUACCGGCGGACGCGUUCGACGGCCUGGGCGGGCUCAAGAAGCUCACCGUGCACACGUCCAACCUAGAAUGGGGAGCCACCAAGACCAUGGAACUGGCGCAGGGCAGCCUGGACCGGCUCACCGAGCUCCAGUCGCUCGACCUGUCCGAGUCGAACGUGCACACCGUGCCCGCCGACGCGUUCUGCGCCCUAAAAAACAUUCAGCAGCUGAAUGUGUCGCACAACGGUAUCGAAGACCUUACCACGCUCGGGUUCUCCGGGCCCGACUGUCCCGGCGGCACCGACCUCAAAGUGCUCAACCUGUCGUGGAACAACCUACAAUCGGUGCCCGCCCGCACCGCCAUAUCGGCCAUGAAGCGGCUGCAGACGCUCGGCCUGCAGCACAACAGCAUCACCGAGAUCGCCGCCGACAGCCUGUCCACGCUGGCGUCGCUCAAAGUGUUCAACGCGUCCUAUAACAAACUGGAGGCACUGCCGGAGUCGUUGUUCGCCAAAACCCGCGAACUGCGCGAGGUGCACCUGCAAAACAACGGACUGUACGAGCUGCCCCGCGGACUCUUCCACCGGCUCGAACAGAUGGUUAUUAUAAAUCUGAGCAACAACAAGAUCAAUCAGAUCGACGAGGGACCGUUUGUCGGCCUCCUCCGGUUGGUCGUCCUGGACCUGUCCCGCAACGGACUGACCAGGAUUAAGUCGAACGUCUUCAAGGACCUGGUGUUCUUGCAGAUUUUGGACUUGAGCAACAACAGCAUUAGCAGUAUCGAGGAAAACGCGUUUCUUCCGCUGUACAACUUGCACACGCUCAACUUGGCCGAAAACCGGCUGCACACGAUCGGAUCGCGGCUUUUUAACGGCUUGUACGUGCUGUCCAAACUCACCAUUAACAACAACUUGUUGAUGACCAUCGACGAUCAGGCGUUUAAAAAUUGUUCCGCUCUUAAAGAACUCGACCUCAGUUCAAAUGCCAUUCAACAGGUGCCGGCGGCGUUGAACGAAUUAUCAUUCUUAAAAACGUUGGACUUGGGCGAAAAUCAAAUCAGCGUGUUCCACAACAACUCGUUCAAAAAUAUGGAAUUACUGACCGGAUUGCGACUUGUAGAUAAUUUUAUCGGAAACCUGACUCAAGGCAUGUUCUCUAAUUUGCCCAACCUGCAGGUGUUGAAUUUAUCGAAAAAUAAAAUCUACAACAUCGAACGAGGCACGUUCACUCAAAAUAGCCAAAUCCAAGCGAUCAGACUGGACGCAAAUUAUUUAACGGACGUUAACGGAGUGUUCGAAUCGCUGUCCAGUUUGCAGUGGAUAAAUUUGUCUAAAAAUAAUUUAAUUUGGUUCGAUUACGCGAUGGUGCCGGCCAAUCUCAAAUGGCUGGACUUGCACGAUAAUUACGUGCAAGAACUGGGAGACUAUUAUAACCUGAAGGACCGAUUGAAUAUAAACACAAUUGACGCCAGUCACAAUCACAUAACCGAAAUUUCGGAACGUUCGAUACCGAACAGCGUGGAAGUAUUAUUUCUCAACAACAAUUUCCUUUCGAACAUCAGACCCAACACGUUUUUGAAAAAGAGAAAUUUGGUGCGUGUGGACCUGUAUGCCAACGAGUUGACGCGAUUGGACGUGAACGCCCUGCGGUUGGGCGUUGUGCCUAUCAACCGUUCGCUGCCGGAAUUCUACAUCGGUGGCAAUCCGUUUGAGUGCGACUGUUCCAUGGACUGGUUGCCCGCCGUCAACAACAUGACCCAACUCAGGCAGAACCCCAAGGUCAUGGACCUCGACAACGUGUUGUGCAAAACGACGGAUUCCAGAGGCUCCGAGGUGGUUCCCAUCUUGUCCGCCGGGCCGUCGCAGUUUUUGUGCAAGUACGACACCCACUGUUUUACCGUGUGCAAGUGCUGUGAAUACGACGCGUGCGACUGCGAGAUGACGUGCCCCAGCAAUUGCACGUGCUACCACGAUCAGACGUGGCACACGAACAUCGUGGACUGUUCGUACCAGCUGAACAACCAAGUGCCGCCGAAACUGCCGAUGGACGCUACGCACGUGUACCUGGACGGCAACAAUUUCAACCAGUUGCAGGGCCACAUAUUCAUCGGCCGCAAAAACAUGGUGCACCUGUACCUGAACAACUCGAAAAUCGAAUCGCUCCAGAACCACACGUUCAACCGGCUCAGCUCGUUGCAGGUACUCCAUCUGGAGGACAACAUGCUCACCGAGUUGAAGGGCUACGAGUUCGAGCAGCUCUACCAGCUCAGGCAGCUGCACUUGCACAACAACCGUCUGUCGUACGUGAACAACAUGACUUUCGCGCCGCUCCGGAACCUCGAGGUGCUCAAGCUGCACGGCAAUUUGCUGAGCAACUUUAACGUGUGGCAGCUGUCCGUCAACCCGUACCUGGUACAGCUGUCGGUCGGCAAGAACCCGUGGUCGUGCCGCUGCAAGUUCCUGCAACCGUUCCGGAACUGGGUGUACGAGAACGGGCCGAAAAUCAGCGACAUGACUGACGUGACGUGCGUGCCGGACGAGUCGGACCCCGGCCAGAGGCGCGAGAUCGACUUCAACGAAACGACGUGCAGCGACUUCUACACCGGCGGCUGGGCCCUGCGCAACAUGAUGACGUCCAGUUACGUGCCGUUACUCACGUUCCUGUUGGUCGUGUUCGUCGUGGCCCUGGUGCUCUUCGCCGUCCGGGACAACAUCAAGGUGUGGCUGUACACCAAGUACGGCAUACGGGUGUUCAGCUGCAAGAACUCUGGCAACAAGCACUUUUACGAGGAUCGUGAGAAGCUGUACGACGGUUACGUGCUGUACAGCCCCAAGGACGAGGAGUUCGUCCUGCAGUCGGUGGUUGCCGAGCUCGAGCACGGCAACCCGUCGUACCAGCUGUGCCUGCACUACAGGGACCUGCCCAUCACGUCCAUGUACCACGCCGGUUCGUCGCCCGUGGUGAUCGAAGCCGCGGAGGCGAGCCGCCGGGUGAUCGUCGUCCUGUCCCGGAACUUCAUACAGACCGAGUGGUCGCGAUACGAGUUCCGCUCGGCGCUGCACGAGGCCCUCAAGGGCAAGGUGUACAAGCUGGUGCUAAUCGAGGAGAACAGUAUCGCGGCCCAGGCGGACGCCGACCCCGAGAUCAGGCCUUACCUGAAGACGGCGUCCAAGGUGAGAUGGGGCGAGAAACGGUUCUGGGAACGGCUCCGCUACUUGAUGCCCAGCAACAACCACCACAACAACAACCAUCACCACCACAAGGUGUGUAACUACCGGAACAACAUAAACAACUAUACCAUCGACACCCGGACACCGGUGGUGCCGGCCCACCGACGGCAACCGCCGCCGUCGCCUCAGGACAAGGCGCCGCACCACCGGCCACACGGCCACCAUCACCAUCACCACCAACACCACCAGCAGCAGCAGCACAGCCCCGGGUCACUGCCCCGGCCACAGCACCGGCACGAGGACUCCAACUACUCGACGGCCACGACGGCCACACCGUCGCCGAAACUCGGGGGCGGCUGCGAGGACCGGCCCGCGUCCACCGAGCACAUCUACUCGGCCAUCGACACUCCGCCGCCGUCGGUGCACCAGUCGCCGAGCAGGAUGAUGCCGCCCGCGCACCAGUUCGAGCGCACCAACAGCCGGAGGUCUGCCAAGCACCAUCAGCACCAGAACGCCGUGCAGGCUUACCUCGUCUGA